Molecule: messenger RNA, 382 nt
Organism: Rubroshorea leprosula
Lineage: Eukaryota; Viridiplantae; Streptophyta; Magnoliopsida; Malvales; Dipterocarpaceae
Source: the annotation of a GenBank genome assembly
AUAGCCAGUAGUAAAGUACUCCAUCAAUUUUUCAGACACACCCCAAACUUAAAUUCAAAAAUUAAAUUCAAAUUCACCCUGGAGAAUUUUCCAAUUCUAAUGGAUGAGCUCAGCCACAUCUUUUCUGCUUCACAUGCUGAAGGGCUUCUCCUCGAGUAUUACAGAGAUCUUCUCCUUGUCAUCACCGCGCAGAAACCCCAUGGUAGCCUUGAUAUCAAGAUAAAGCAACAUUAUACCCCAGAAAGGAAGGAUUAAAAAUAAAAGGCAGCACAAAAAAUGGAAAAAUUUUGGCCACUAAAUGUUUCACAAUUAGCUCCAGAAAUAGAUACUGAAAGGAGCCAAUGUACCAGACAAGAGGAGUUAAUCAAAUCCCAGACCUCAU